GCAGCCGCCAGACACGUCGGCCGAGGACGCCCGGCUGCGUCCGCCUGGGCGCCUUACGGGAUGGUGCUAUGGCGCGGCCGUCGGGGGACGCGCAGCGCCAGGAGCCCGAGCAACGGCCAAUGCCGCUGGUCUCCUACCAGCACGUGCCCGUGCAUCUGGCCGGCGGCGCGCCCUGGGGCUUCACCCUCGAGGGCGGGCUGGAGCACGGCAAGCCCCUCAUCGUCUCCAAGGUAGAGGAUGGAGGGAAGGCAUCCUUGUCGCAGAAUAUGUGUCCUGGGGACGAGCUGGUGAACAUCAACAGGACGCCCUUGUAUGGUUCUCGGCAGGAGGCCCUCAUCCUCAUCAAGGGCUCCUACCGCACCCUCAAGAUGAUCAUCCGGAGGAGGAUUGUGCCUCUCAUCAGGCCCCACUCAUGGCACCUGGCCAAGCUCUCCGGAGUCCGGACUGAGGCUGACGCCACCAUGCACUUUCCGGCCGAUGCCUUCAGCCUCUCCUGGCACUCAGGCUGCGACCCCAGUGAUCUUCCCUUGCCCUGGAACCCCCUCGCUCGCCACUGCAGCACAGACAAGAGCAGCUCCCUCGGGAGCAUGGAAAGCUUGGAUCAGAGUGGCCAGACAUACUACGAGGGCAGCCUCUCUCCCACUGACCAGACCAUGUACCAGAACAAGCGGGACUCUGCCUACAGCUCCUUCUCGGCCAGCUCCAACGCUUCUGAUUCCGCCCUGCGGCCCGAGGACAGCGGUGUCCCCGAAGGCCUCCCACCAGACACCCGUUACCUGCAGACCAGUGGCGAAGCUGUGGCGGCGUUGGGCCUGCACGCCUUGCCCAGCCGGACUGCCCCCAGUGCCAGGACAGCCCCCUGCCCUCAGGACAGUCACUUCCCCAGCUCUACCAGAGCUGUUGUGUCCACCCCUCCCCAGCCGCCAGUGAGGCAGGACAGCCUGCGAGCCUGUAACCCACCCCCAACCAACACAGAAGGCCGUCGGAAGGACUCCCCCCAACUCAAGGCCCGCUGGACCUCGGACACGCUCCUUUCUGUACGAGGCAGGGACCCUGAGCUGGGCAAGGAGUCGCCCACAGAGCAUUACUACUUGCUGAGUUCUCAUGCUGACCAGCCCACCCCCAUGGAGAAGGAAGCCCAGAGUGCCAACUCCCUUCCAGGUGAGGAGAGCAGUGGGGAGCACCUCCUGGGCAAGCCACACACGGGCAGCCACGAAUCCUCCGUGACCAAGCAGGGCAGCCCCGAGGGUGCCUGCCUGCCCCACUGGAAGGCCUGCUGGGCUGGAGCACUGAGCCAUCGUCACAGUGCCCCGGAGCACCUGCUGGCAUCCCAGCUGCAGGCUCUGAACGUCUCCAGCCCCCAGGAGGACUCCCACUGGACUGUGUCUCCACUGCACAUGGAGCAAAGGAGCAACCCAGGGGCCCAGCAGAGUCAGGGCUCCCCCAGAAAGGUGCAAAGCCCCCAUUCCACAAGCAGCCGCUGCCACAUGGGGCCAGAACGACCCAGGAGUGCCUCUGUCGAACUGGCAUCCUCCCCACUUCUGCAGCCCACUGGAGACGCCAGCACAGACCUGAAGGAGGCAUCCGGCAUGGAGGCAUCGGCAGAGGUGGGGCAGGAGGAGGAAGGGAGCAUCGUGGACACCAGGAAGUGGGGGUCGUCUCAGCACCGCUCAGCCCAUAUGCGUCGGCGCAGCGACCGCUUUGCCACCAACUUGCGGAAUGAGAUCCAGUGGCGCAAAGCACAGCUGCAAAAGGCAAAGGGCUCCGCUCCGCUGUUGGAAGAAGGGGAGUCCAACCAGGAGGCAGGGGAGCCCCCUGGCAGCCCCCCUGCCCCUCCUUCCCUGCCCCACUCUCCUCCACCUCCCUUGCCCAAGGGCAGACCUACUGGCUUGACCCAGCAUAGAAUGCUGCUUCCCAGGCGCUGGGGCUCUGAGCUGAGUGUCUUUGCAGCGGACAGUGGUCUUCCCAGCCCCAGCAAGUGGAAGGUCCCUCUGCCGGAGCAUGACAAGCCCCAGGGAGCUUCUCCACCUGGAGGAAGUCGAGGGGGCCGCUGGCGGUGGUCACCAGAGCGCAAGCUGCAGCCCCACCAUCAGAGCCAGCAGGUGACUGAUUCUGGGAGCCCCUUGCCACCCCCUGAGGAUUCUGGCCUCCUGCCUUUUGCUGACCGGAGGAAGUUCUUCGAGGAGACAAGCAGACCACUGUCCUCUGGGGGCUUCGGCUGCCAGAACAACAGGCCAGUGGGGGUACCCCUCCCCAGGAUGGUGGACCAAGACUCCUUCCAGCCAGCCAGAUCCGAGCAUGGGGACCAGCGCCGCCACUCUGUGGACCAGCCCUACAGGCUCCUGCAGCCCCCACCACCCCACACCUACCAGGACUUCCUUCCAAAGGUGUCUGCCUUUUGCAAGCCAUUGGCCCAGUGUGGGGGAGACUGUGAUCACUGGCGCCCCCUUCCCUGCUCACAUGCAGCCCGGGAAGCCUGUGCUUGCUGCUAUGGGGAUCGGUGCCCUGCAGCUCAUCACAGGAACAUGCCGGCAGCAUCUGGCCACUGGGCCCACCACUGCCACUCGCACGCCUGGAAUCGCUGCAGUGACUGCUGCUGCUGCCCAGCACAGCACAAGUUCUUGGAGGAGGGGGGACCGUGGCAUGCGAGGAAGACCUUUCUAGCGGACUUUUCCAUGGGUGAGUGGGAGCCUCCUUCACCCAGCAGGAAGACAAUGAGCCCAUCAAUGAGAGAACUUACACAACACAAGGUGGGCCUUGCAAGGGUCAGCCCCUUUUGGACCUGCUCAGAGGCCUCCGAGGCAGAAUGGCACCCUUCCUGCCACGCUGGGCCCACUCACAGCCUCUCCUGGGACGGCAAGAAGCCUGGGCAAGCAGCAGAGAAACCGGCCUACAAAGAGGACCCUGCCAGCCCUCACAGACACCCCCUGCGUGAAAGGGCCUACUCAGAGAACCACCUCUGUGCAGAGCAGGCUGGUGCUUCCGGGAGGGAGAGACGAGAAGCCCCCCUGGCCAAGCUGAAGGAGGAGGCCUGGCUGGAGUCUCCCCGGGCAGCCAAGCAAAAGGGCCUGCCCCCUCCACGGCCCCCGCCACCAAACUGGGAGAAAUACCGCCCCUGCCGUGCCUCCCACAGCCAUCUGCUUCCCCCCAAGGCCGGCCCACGCCCCCACCUGGAAGAAGCCUGUGCCCAUGGCCAGAGCAGCAGCAAGGUGGCAAGGCAGCGGUCUCAGAGCCUGCCCCUGGAGCAGCUGUGGGGGGAGGCCAGCCAGCAGCUCAGCCCCAGGCCUCAAGAAGCCCCCCACUCCCCCUACCGCUAUGACAGUUUGCCACGUCGGACCCCAGAGUGGGCAGUGCCAGACGGGAGCAGCCAGAGUGGGUCAUCCAGGCAAGUAGUGCAUUGCUUUCUGCCUCUUGUGGCUCAUAGGUUGCGGGUGUGGGAUGGGGAUGGUGGUCUGUACAGAGGGGGUGCCCCACCAAAGAAGCAAGAAGAGGCACCAGCUGUGUCUGUGUUCAGGCCUGCAUGUUCCCAGGAGGAGGCAGCAACACCCGUGCCCCCUUGGGAAAAGGGGAAGGAUGGAUCGGCCAGCAGGACCCCCGAGCCGGUGUCAGCCAUCCCCUCCAGCCUUGCCUCCAAGGAGCUAGAGGGGGUUGAAGGAGAUGCCUGCCGCCCAGGUACGGUGGGUCCAGUGCCCCCCUUCCGCCUGAACUCGGAGGAGCUGAUGAGGGACGUGGCAGGCAGGGAUCGCUCCCUGGCUGGAGUGCUCAGCCCCACCUUGGGUCUGGUGACGGCAGCAGAAGUGAUGGGGGACCUCUUCUCCCCUGGUGUGGGUGCUGUGUGGCAGGGGCACGACUGGCCCCCUCAGGCUGGUGCUGUGGGACUCUCGGCAAGGCAACCCAGCCAGCCUGUCUCCCCAACCUGUGGGGGAGCUGCCAGCCCCACCUCCUCCUGCUCUGCCUACUAUAACCUGUCAGCCGGCAAGGCUGAGCUACUGAACAAGAUGAAGGAGUUGCCUGAGGGGGCUGGAGCCAGUUCGGAGGAGGAAGAGGUGGACCAUGACCUGGCCAGGAAGAAGGUGCAGCUGAUUGAGAGCAUCAGUCGGAAGCUGGGGGUGCUGCAGGAGGCUCAGCGGGGCUUGCAUGAUGACAUGAAUGCCAACAUGGUGCUGGGCAGAGAGCUGGAGAGCCACAUCAAGGAGGUCUGCAAGCCCCAUGAAUACGAGAAGUUCCACCUCUUCAUCGGAGACUUGGAGAAGGUGGUCAACCUCCUCUUGUCCCUCUCAGGGCGGCUGGCAAGGGUGGAGAAUGCCCUCAGCAGCCUGGACUUGGAUGCCACUGCAGAAGAGGAGAAGCUGGCCCUCCUGGAGAAGAAGCGGCAGCUGAUGGCGCAGCUGGAGGAUGCCAAGGAGCUGCAGGACCACGUCUCCCAUCGGGAGCGCUUGGUCUUCACCAGCAUCUCACGCUGCCUGCCUGCUGAGCAGCUGCAGGACUACCAGCACUUUGUGCGCAUGAAGUCAGCACUCAUCAUUCAGCAACGGCAGCUGGAGGACAAGAUCAAACUGGGCGAGGAGCAGCUGCGCUGCCUGCGGGAGAGCCUACGCAAGGGGCCCAGGGAAUACUAACCAAAGCCAGCUGGGCUUUCCUGCAUCGCAGGGGCCUGGGCUAGAUGACCCUCAGGGUCCUCUCCAACUGUACCAAUUCAUAUUCAGCUGGAGCCUUCCUUAGGGGACUGCAGGCCAGCUUUGUGCUCACAGUGCCUUCUUGCUCUCAGGACAAUUAUGAUUGUUGCCAAAGAUUGCUAUGCCAGAUCACUGCAUCCCCACCCCUCCUCUUCCAUGGCUGGGUUUGGGGGCUCAACCAAAGUGUGCUUUGCCAGGAAGACAAUGACACCAGCUGCUCAGGAAGGUGAGGAAGGGAUUCCUGGAGCUCCACUGGGAUGAGGACUCCCAGGGAGGCAGCCUGAGUGCCUUGGAUAACUUUCCAUCUUCUCCUCUCUGGAGCCACCAACCACCCAGCCAAGGAAGCUCCCCUAAACAGCAGCAUAAUCCUCUGGCACCCACUGCUUAUUCCAAGGCCUGGCUUCGCCUUGCAUGCCUUUCCUGCCUCCUGCUGCACAAUUAAUUAAUUUAUACCUAUCUUAGCUUUCCUUCACCAAGAUAAUUGUGAAGGAUGGGGGUGAGGUGACUGGGGUGGGCCAACACAAACCUCAGCCACAUCCCUUAAGGGUGACAUGUACUGCACCUCUCAUUGGUAUGCCAAGCUUAGGAUGUGUUGUGGUGGCUGCAGAGGAGUCUGUGCCCCUUCCCCUGCCCUCUGGAAGUGGCUUCUCUGCAAAGGUGGGGUUUUUUUGUGGGGGGAGCCUUCAAGCACAGAAACCACCCCCCAUACAUGCUUUCCAGUUCCUUUUGUUCCAUUUGCCUCCUUCCUCUCAUUCCCCUCCCAGCACCUCAAUCCAAAGUUUCUCUUGCCAAGUUCAAGGGCAGGAAAAAAAUCCUCAUCUUUCCCCAUAUUGAGAUCUCUUGCUGGGGAGUUGCCAUUUCAAGUUGUUUUGAGCUCUGCUCAUUUCCUGCACAAUCGUGUUGGGGGAAAACUGAGGACCUGUUUGUGGAUCCUCCUCCUCCUCCUUCUCUCUCUCUCUCUGGGUGCCUCAUGGCCUGGGGAGCUGCAGCAAGCCCCUUGUACACUGCAGAUUGGCCGCUGCUUCCUUGAUCUGCUGAGCCCCACUGGUGCUGAGCCCUCUCAGCUCUACCCAGAGGCAAUCAGAGGAACCAGUGAGGGCAGUGAAGGUCCUGUGUGUCUGGAGGCAGUUGGAGGAUGGAUA
This is a messenger RNA of Lacerta agilis (Sand lizard), 5818 nucleotides long. RefSeq names its product shroom family member 4 (gene SHROOM4). Gene Ontology annotation, molecular function: actin filament binding. The coding region runs from base 69 to 4619 and encodes 1516 amino acids. The transcript is spliced from 12 exons. Gene Ontology annotation, biological process: actin filament organization. Lineage: Eukaryota; Metazoa; Chordata; Lepidosauria; Squamata; Lacertidae. Gene Ontology annotation, cellular component: apical junction complex; adherens junction; cortical actin cytoskeleton. The record is from RefSeq and is a predicted model, not a curated record.